Hyla sarda is the source of this 7260-nucleotide messenger RNA. It is a transcript of the gene ROCK2, whose product is annotated as Rho associated coiled-coil containing protein kinase 2. NCBI's taxonomy places the organism in Eukaryota, Metazoa, Chordata, Amphibia, Anura, Hylidae. Gene Ontology annotation, molecular function: ATP binding; Rho-dependent protein serine/threonine kinase activity; small GTPase binding. The transcript is spliced from 32 exons. The record is from RefSeq and is a predicted model, not a curated record. Bases 757 to 4878 code for a protein of 1373 amino acids. Gene Ontology annotation, cellular component: cytoplasm; centrosome; cytoskeleton. Gene Ontology annotation, biological process: cortical actin cytoskeleton organization; smooth muscle contraction; regulation of actin cytoskeleton organization.
UGCACGGCUAUGGACGCCCGGGAGCCGCACACUACCCGGGGACAGGGACACUAGGGCCGGGCUGCGGCCGUGCACACUCAGCACUAUCUACUGCGGAUCAACAGGAGCAAAGCGGAGCGCCAAAAAAAAGGCGCCCAGAAAAGCGUCCGGCAGCCGGGCGGGGGAGAUCCAGCCCCUGGAGGAAGAGGAGGGGGCAGAAGAGGCGCCUCCAUCUGGGGAGAGGACACGGGAGAACGGGCUGGAGCUCCCGGGAAAUACUACUUGGCCAUUCGUAUCUUUUACUUUCCUGGGAAGGAGGGAACCCCGGACCUUGUGCUGGGAUCUACCGCCGGGGGACGCUGUGCUGGAGCUAAGACCCCCAUGUACCCCUCACAGGCUGCACAUUGUGGGGCUGUGCUGCAACUAUAGGGGGCGCCACACUUAUGGGGUGCCUGUAUGUCUAUGCUGGAGGGCCUUAGGCAAUCACAUGACUGUAGGACUGGAUAUAAAGUAGCACUCCUCCUAUAAGACUUGUCUGGAGAAAGUUACUAUCUUCCUAUAGGUGAAGUUUACAAAGUAUCAACUUUUUUUUAUAUUUUUUUUUAUUUUUUUUUUACAACACCAAAAGUGCAUUUCUUCCAUUGAGCCUGUAGGGGGCAGCCCCCAUGUUGCCUUCUCCUAGUGGAGGGUGAAGGUGGGCUUCUGUUCAUCCAGGUGGGAUAAAAACCUGUAUAUAAUUCACGCUCUGGAGCUGGUGGGACCGUCACCUCGACAAAGAUGUCCAUGUCACCGGAGAAAGGUCUGGCCAUCCGGCAGCAGAAGCUGGAGGCCAAACUGAGGAAUCCGCGCUCGCCCAUCAAUAUCGAAAGUCUGCUGGAUGGACUCAAUUCCUUGGUCCUUGACCUCGACUUCCCUGCACUGCGAAAGAAUAAGAAUAUCGACAACUUCCUGAAUAGAUAUGAAAAAGUUGUGAGUGAGGUGCGCCAAUUACAGAUGAAAGCGGAGGAUUAUGAUGUAGUAAAAGUCAUUGGACGGGGAGCCUUCGGUGAAGUCCAGCUGGUUCGGCACAAAAGCACACAAAAAGUUUAUGCAAUGAAACUGCUAAGUAAAUUCGAAAUGAUAAAAAGAUCCGAUUCUGCCUUUUUUUGGGAAGAAAGGGAUAUCAUGGCCUUUGCAAACAGCCCGUGGGUAGUUCAGCUAUUUUGUGCCUUUCAAGAUGAAAAGUUUCUCUACAUGGUGAUGGAGUACAUGCCUGGUGGAGAUCUUGUAAACCUUAUGAGCAACUACGAUGUGCCUGAGAAGUGGGCAAAAUUCUACACUGCCGAAGUGGUCCUAGCCCUUGAUGCCAUUCACUCCAUGGGUUUAAUCCACCGGGACGUCAAGCCGGACAAUAUGCUGCUGGACAAGUAUGGGCACCUGAAGUUGGCCGACUUUGGCACGUGUAUGAAGAUGGAUGAAACAGGUAUGGUGCGUUGUGACACUGCUGUUGGAACUCCAGAUUACAUAUCACCUGAGGUGCUGAAGUCUCAAGGAGGAGAUGGCUACUACGGACGGGAGUGUGACUGGUGGUCGGUCGGAGUCUUCCUGUUUGAGAUGCUGGUUGGGGACACUCCAUUUUAUGCAGACUCCUUGGUUGGCACCUAUAGUAAAAUUAUGGAUCACAAGAAUUCCUUAAACUUUCCAGAAGAUGUGGAGAUUUCUAAACAUGCCAAGAACCUCAUCUGUGCCUUCUUGACAGACAGGGAGGUACGGCUUGGGCGGAAUGGCAUCGAGGAAAUAAAGCAGCACGCCUUUUUCAAGAAUGACCAGUGGACCUGGGACAACAUACGAGAAACGGCUGCCCCAGUGGUCCCAGAGCUGAGCAGUGAUAUUGACAGUAGCAAUUUUGAUGACAUUGAAGAUGACAAAGGCAACGUGGAGACAUUUCCCAUCCCAAAAGCAUUUUCAGGAAACCAGCUGCCCUUUAUCGGAUUUACCUACUACCGAGAAAACUUAUUGCUGAGCGACCCGUCUAAGGGCCAGGAGGAACAGAACUCCUCCACAAAGCCAUGGAAAGAGGAGUCGGCAGAACUACAGAAAGCUAUUCAGAAGCUGGAGGAGAAGCUUCACAUCGAGAUCCUAGCCAAAGAUGAAUUUGAGCACAAGUACAGGUCUGUAAAUUCCCGCCUGGAAAAGACUAUGAAGGAACUUGAUGAACAGGUAAAUUCACGAAAGAACUUGGAGUCCACCAGCCGGCAGCUGGAGCGCGAGAAGGCUCUGCUACAGCACAAGAACGCAGAGUACCAAAGAAAAGCUGAGAACGAGGCGGAGAAGAAACGCAGCCUAGAAAAUGAAGUGAACAGUCUGAAAGAUCAACUUGAAGAAUCGAAGAGAAGAAACCAAAGUUCCCAGAUCUCCAAUGAGAAAAUGAACCAGCUCCAAAGACAACUGGAUGAAGCCAACGCUCUUCUACGUACUGAGUCAGACACAGCAGCUCGGUUACGAAGGACUCAAAAUGAGAUGGCCAAACAGUUCCAGCAGCUGGAAACCAACAACCGAGAGCUCCAGGAUAAGACCUGUGUGCUGGAGAACGCCAAGCUGAAGUUAGAGAAGGACUACAUCAACCUGCAGUCAGCCCUGGAAUCUGAAAAGAGGGACCGAUCGCAAGGAUCAGAGAUCAUCAGUGACCUUCAAGGCCGGAUAUCUGGAUUAGAAGAUGAAGUAAAGAAGGGAAAGGAUCUCCUUACACGUGCAGAGUCUGACAAGAGGCAUCUACAAGAGAGGCUGGCGUCGUUAGAGAAGGAAAAGAACAAUCUGGAGAUCGACAUGACGUACAAGCUGAAAGCGCUGCAGCAGAAUGUGGAGAAGGAAGAAGCAGAACAUAAAGCCACCAAGGCACGUCUGGCUGACAAGAACAAAAUCUAUCAGUCUAUUGAGGAGACCAAGUCUGAAGCCAUGAAAGACAUGGAGAGGAAACUGCAGGAGGAGAGAUUGUCCAAGCAGAGGCUGGAGAACAACUUGCUGGAGGUGGAGAAGCAAUGCUCCAUGCUGGACUGUGACCUCAAACAAGCCAAGCAGAGGAUCAAUGAGCUGGAGACCCUGAAGGACAAACUCAUAGAAGAUGUUAAAAACCUUACCUUAAAAACUGAGCAGGAGAUACAGAAACGCAGCUUGACCCAGAAUGACUUAAAGAUGCAGCUUCAGCAGGUCAACAGUCUUAAGAUGUCAGAGAAACAGCUGAAGCAGGAGAUCAACCACUUGACUGAGAUUAGAGCGAGCCUAGAGAAACAUAACAGCGAGCUACGCAAAGAACGUCAAGAUGCAGAUGGUCAGAUGAAAGAACUACAAGACCAGCUGGAGGCAGAGCAGUAUUUCUCUACCUUGUACAAGACCCAAGUGCGGGAACUCAAGGAAGAAUGUGAUGAUCAAGGAAAACUUUAUAAGGAGAUGCAACAGAAGAAUCAGGAGCUCCAGGAUGAGAGGGACUCGCUGGCUGCACAGCUAGAGAUCACAUUAACCAAGGCGGACUCUGAACAGCUGGCACGCUCCAUUGCCGAGGAGCAGUACUCUGACCUGGAGAAAGAGAAGAUCAUGAAAGAGCUAGAGAUCAAGGAGAUGAUGGCCCGCCACAAACAAGAGCUGACCGAGAAAUACGCCACCAUUAGUUCUCUUGAGGAAGCCAACAAGACAUUAACCACAGACGUGGCCAACUUGGCCAAUGAGAAGGAAGAUCUGAACAACAAACUGAAGGAUUGCCAAGAACAAAUCCAACAGCUGAAAGAAGAAGGAACCAGUGUUGUGGCCAUUAGAACACAGUUUGAGAAGCAGCUGCUGAAUGAGAGAACCCUCAAGACUCAGGCUGUGAACAAACUAGCCGAGAUCAUGAACAGGAAGAUUCCCACCAAGGGUGGACCUGACACCGAUGUGCGCAGGAAGGAGAAGGAGAAUAGGAAACUGCAACUAGAGUUGAAAUCCGAGAGGGAAAAACUUACACGUCUUGUGGUCAAGUACCAGAAAGAGAUGAAUGAAAUGCAGGCGCAAAUUGCAGAAGAGAGUCAGGUCCGAAUUGAGCUCCAGAUGGCACUAGACAGCAAAGACAGCGACAUUGAGCAGCUGCGGUGUCAGCUGCAAUCCAUCCAUAUAGGCAUGGACAGCACAAGUAUCGGCAGUGGGCACGGUGACACAGACAACGAUGAUGGAUUCCCAGAAUCCAGACUUGAGGGAUGGCUGUCACUUCCUGUGCGAAACACUAAGAAGUUCGGCUGGAUUAAAAAGUACGUUGUGGUCAGCAGCAAGAAAAUCCUCUUUUAUGACAGUGAACAGGAUAAAGAGCAGUCCAAUCCAUACAUGGUAUUGGAUAUCGAUAAACUGUUCCACGUGCGGCAGGUAACUCAGACAGAUGUGUAUCGGGCGGAUGCUAAAGAGAUUCCUCGGAUUUUCCAGAUUUUAUAUGACAAUGAAGGAGAAAGCAAAAAAGAACAAGAAUUCCCAGUGGAUCCCGUGGAGAAAUCGAAUUAUAUCUGUCACAAAGGACAUGAGUUCAUCCCCACAUUAUACCAUUUCCCUACAAGCUGUGACGCCUGUAUGAAGCCCCUGUGGCACAUGUUCAAACCCCCUCCAGCCUUAGAAUGCCGGCGGUGUCAUAUUAAGUGCCACAAGGACCAUAUGGAUAAAAAGGAGGACAUGAUAGCACCUUGCAAAGUAAACUACGAUAUUUCUACGGCUAAGAAUCUACUUUUGUUAGCAAACUCCACGGAAGAGCAGCAGAAGUGGGUGAGUCGGCUUGCAAAAAAAAUCCCCAAAAAGCCGCCAGCUCCGGAUCCCUUUGCCCGAUCCUCUCCAAGAACUUCCAUAAAGGUACAGCCAAACCCGUCGAUGAGGCGGCCUAGUCGACAACUUCCUCCAAACAAACCCAGUUAACUGCCUUCUGUGAAUGCAGUGCCCAUUUCAAGAAGAUUUCUUCCAUUAAAUGAAAAAAAAAAGACUGAACGCAAAAUAAGGUGUCCAAAAUAUAAAAAAAAAAUACUAUAUUUUUCCAAAAGACUGUGCUUAUAUAUAUCAGAGGUUUACAAAAAAAAUUGUUGCUGCAAUAUAAGAAAGAGAAAAAAAAAAAAAAAAGAAGUUAAUGUUCUUUUCCUGAUGAAGUGGCUUUGGAAUGCUCAGGGUGGUCAGAAGUCACUGUGAUAACGUUAAACCCCAUAACCUCCGACCCCGGGAUUAAUACCCAGGUUACACUCCCGAUACUUUGCAGUGACUUUUUUCUUUUUUUUUUUCGUGAAGCGGCUUUUACCGCAGAAUAAGAUGUAAAAGCUUCAAAUCGAGGAUGGCGAUUGUUCGGAGAAGUGCUGGUUCCACAACAUUUUCUCCUCUUCCUCCCCUUCCCCAAUUUAUUUUUUUUUUAACACACUACAUCCAGGCUACAGAGGAGUGCCCCGGUCUCACAGCAUGACAGCUUCCACAGCAGCGGUUUUGGUGCUUCGUAUCGCUUUGACUCAGCCAACGAAUGAGCCUCUCAAGGCGAAAAAACAACAACAAAAAGACCGCGUGCAUGUAUAUAUAUAUAUAUAUAUAUAUAUAUAUAUUCAUAUUCAUAUCGUACUGUAUCGCCAGAGGCUUUGUGAGAAUGCCACCCUUUUAUUUUUGUACUCCCUGACCAAUACCUGGGGUUUGUGACUAUGCACAUGUAAAAAGCCAUACUGUUUAUCCAUUUUUUUUGACUCCUAAAGAGGGAUUACGAAAAGGAAGAGGUAAAAGAAAAAAUAAUAAAUUGCAAAAUUGCAUGCAAGCACUGAGCACAUUCAGUCUCUAAGCCUGUGUAACUGCGCAAAUCUUCCUAAAAAAAAAAUAUAUGGAUGCCUUAAUUAAUAAAAAAAAAAAAAACAUUGUCAAACUAGUUUGACCAUUCCAUCACUAAGCUCCAGCCAUUUUUUUUUGGCUGCAAAUUCAGCUUAUUUAGCUCUUAGGGGGCUGAUGUGUCGCACUAAUGAUUCUUUUUUUUUUUUUAUCAUUAUUAUUUUUGUUUUUCUGUCGCUUUUUGAAUGUAUUUGGAAAAAUUCUAGAAUUUAAAAAAUGUAUCCUGUAUAAAAUGGAAAAGAAGUAACCCCCCCCCCCCCACCCCCCCUUUCAAUGGCACAUUUCUUCAACCCUCAGUAUUAGUAAUUAUCGAAACCAAAACGAAAAAUUCCCACAAAAAAAUUUACCCACAUUUGACUGUACGGUAGCGGCAGCCAUUUUGUGGGCGGGGUAUGUAUUUAUGUAAAUGCCGCCAACAUAAAUCUAUUAAAUAUAGGUCUAUUCCUGCUAUGUUAACGCCAUACAGGUAGUAGUGCAUACCCGCGUAGAAACAUUUUUAAUUGUCACCCACUUGUCUUCCGGUGUGGGUGACUACUGUAUCAGUACAUUUUGUUAUGUGUAUAGAAGUUUUAUUUACCGUACAAUAGACUGCCUUCCUAGUCUACACUGACUUGCCCUCCAACGCAGGGCAAAGGGGGGGUUGGGGGCGGGGUAAGGGGUUGAAGAAUAUGCUCUGUGUCCGGAUAGGGGGCGACCUUAUGUAGCGUAUGUACAUAGGCGGUAAUUUAGGGAUGUCAUAGGGUCCUGUUAAUCCGAACAGUUGCCUGUUUUUGGUGCCUUAGAGAUGUUGCCAUUUCCAGUGUUGCGUUCUCAUGAAUACUACUAUACCCCACAACAUAGCUGCCUCUACUGCGCCCCUGCUGGAAGAAAAGGGUAUCCAAUAAGUGCUACUUUUUUUUCUUUGUUUUGUUUUUUGUUUUUUUUCAUUCUUUUGCUUGCCUUGGUUUGUUUUCUGUUCUACUUUAUGCUUUUAUUUCUGCAGAGAGAAAAAAAAUGGACAUCUAUGAUUGAAUAAAUGUGUUUUCUGUUUUUUUUUUUUAAGUGUUCCUGUCACGUACAUCCUCCCCUACACACGCACGCACAUAAACCCUGGGCUGUCACAAGCUUCAGUCAUACUGUAGAUGUAUUUUAAUAUUUCAGGAACAGUUUCUCUAGCACCUAGCUCUAGGUUAUUGAAUACUUUUUCUAUCGGAGCAUUUGAAGAAGAAUGUUUAGCUGGGAUGUAAAAAAUAACAAAAAAAAAAAAUGAAAGAAAUAAGGACCUCGGAGGUGCUUAUUGGAAUUAUUUUUACAUGGUCUUAUUAAGAAAACAAAGUAUAUAUAUAAAUAUAAUUUAUGUGGGCUCGUUCAUGCUGUAUGCCUAAAUAUCCCUCAAAGUGCAUGUUUUAUACAGAAAGCAGUAUGAUAAAAUGUUAACCAUAUUGACAAUAAAAUAUAACAUGUAGCCUU